Culex quinquefasciatus (southern house mosquito) is the source of this 3318-nucleotide messenger RNA. It is a transcript of the gene Nna1, whose product is annotated as cytosolic carboxypeptidase Nna1. Gene Ontology annotation, biological process: proteolysis. Gene Ontology annotation, molecular function: zinc ion binding; metallocarboxypeptidase activity. NCBI's taxonomy places the organism in Eukaryota, Metazoa, Arthropoda, Insecta, Diptera, Culicidae. The record is from RefSeq and is a predicted model, not a curated record.
AGCAGCGGAACCAGCAGCUCGGAAGUCGGCAGUCUACCGACAGAUACUUGAAAGAUAAGAACGUGAGCCGGAGCUGAGCUGGGGAGGAGUCCACGGGACGUGUCUUUGAUCGGUCCUUAGGACCUGGUGUCUGGUGGGUGUACCUUUUUCUUCGCUCUGCUGUGAACAGAAAAAAGGUAGUGAAAACAGCACAAUUGACGUCGUCUUCGGGACUGAAUUGCAAAAUCAGCGAAAAGAUAUGGCUGCCAGAGGAAAGUGUCUGCAAUGUUGGUGCUGCAGCUAAGAACCGGCGGAACGCGGUGCCUGCAAGCUUAGAUAAGAUAGUGGAGCGAAAGCUCAACGCGAAGAUUUGCUACCAUAGACCGCCGACAAGAUGAUGGAUGCACCGGUGAAUUUCAAUGAAGCCGGCUACCUCGGGAGCUUCCUGUCGAACAGCCUCAAGACCAACCAGCUGGAGGUCAACACCGACUCGAAGACGCUCCGCCCGAUCGCUCGCCUCAAGGAGCCGCGGGAACUUUUCGCACUGCCGAAGGAACGGGACUAUGACUGCCCCCAGCAGGCCCCCAGAUGGCCGAUCGAGUGCCAGGUCCAGGAGGAACGCAUCUACCACAUCAACUACGCCCCGGACACACCGGAACCGUACUACCAACCGACGGGGAAGGAGCUGCAGCCCCGCCCGGUCGGCGAGGAAAAUGGCGUAAUUCUGUUCAACUACAAUCCUACCAGCGCGGUUCAUUACGAUCGCCGAUACUGCAACGGCCGGUCGUACGACAGUCCGGACCUGGACGUGGACGAUGACUCGCGGUGGCACUACUACGGGUACACCGAUGACGAGGAAGAGGAGGACUGCUGUGGCGGCAGCAGUUCUUCCUCUGACGAAGAAGAUGCCGCCAACAACGUUCUACGCUACGAACCUAGCGAGUUUGGUACGGAGUUGUCGUACAACCAGAUCAACGACGAAUCGGAGAUCUUCACCCGGGAACAGCUGGCACGAAUGGCCCUCGAGUCGCAAUCUGAGCCUACAGUCGUCAAAGACGACGAGGAGGACGAUGCGGACGAAGAAGACAGUGCAAAACGUCCAAGAACGCGUCCAAGGCCGGUCAAGCCCCAGUCCACGUCGGACAACUUUUACGCCAGCGGUCCCGAAACGGACUCGGAGGGUGAACAGAGCAAGCACGAGAUCGAGUCGAGUCCACCACGACGGCGACGACGAUCACCACUACACAACAACACAACAACCUCAGCAACAACAAUAACACCUCCAACAACAACAGCCAAAACAUCACCAAACUGUUGCGAACCCGAAGAUGACCCCGUUGUUCCCGUUCCCGUUCCGCAGUUUAGCCGGUCGACGGUCGGUGGAUCGAAGGCGCAGCCGACGGCCCACCCGAACGCGUUCGAGCCGGACGAUCUGAUCUUCGAGUCGCGCUUCGAGAGCGGGAACCUGGGCCGGGCGAUCAAGAUUACGCCGACGUACUACGAGCUGUACCUGCGGCCGGACAUGUACACGAACCGGCACACGCAGUGGUUCUACUUUCGCGUGAAGAACACGAAGGCGAAGACGGUGUACAGGUUCUCCAUCAUCAACCUCACCAAGCCGGACAGUCUGUACAAGGAGGGCAUGCGGCCGCUGAUGUACUCCACGCUGGACGCCGAGUACAACCACCUGGGGUGGCAGCGGUGCGGCGAGAACAUCGCCUACUUUCGGAACGACACCGACAAUGGCUACAACCACAGCAACUACCACCACCGGCCGCUGGACGACGACGACGACGAGUUCGUGGGCAACGCGUCCUUCACGCUGUCGUUCAACAUCGAGUUCCGGUACGACGACGACACAGUUUUCGCGCACAGCUACCCGUACACGUACAGCGACCUGCAGGACUACCUGAUGGGCAUCCAGCGCAAUCCGGUCAAGUCCAAGUUCUGCAAGCUACGGCUGCUGUGCCGCUCGCUGGCCGGCAACAACGUGUACUACCUGACCGUGACGGCGCCGUCCACGCACGACGAUGACAAUCAGAAGAAGAAGAAAGCGGUAAUCAUCAGCGCACGUGUUCAUCCUGGCGAGAGUCCUUCGUCGUGGAUGAUGAAGGGCCUCAUGGACUUUAUCACCGGUGAUUCAUACGUGGCGAAGAAGCUUCGCCACAAGUUUAUCUUUAAGCUAGUGCCUAUGCUCAACCCGGACGGCGUGAUCGUGGGGAACACCCGGAGUUCGCUGACCGGGCGCGACCUGAACCGCCAGUACCGGACGGUGAUCCGGGAGACGUACCCCUCGAUCUGGAACACGAAGGCCAUGAUUAGAAGACUGAUGGAGGACUGUGGCGUGGCCAUGUACUGCGACAUGCACGCCCACUCGCGCAAGCACAAUGUGUUCAUCUACGGGUGCGAGAACUUGAAGCGACAUCCGGACCGGCGGCUGUUGGAGCAGGUCUUCCCGCUGAUGCUGCACAAGAACGUCGCCGAUAAGUUUUCCUUUGAAAACUGCAAAUUUAAGGUCCAGAAGAACAAGGAGGGCACCGGCCGGAUCGUAGUUUGGGUGCUGGGCGUCACCAACAGCUACACCCUGGAGGCGUCCUUUGGCGGAAGCACCAUGGGAGGUCGGGCAGGGACGCACUUUUCCACGGCGGACUACGAGCACAUUGGCCGGGCCUACUGCGAAACGCUCAUGGACUACUACGACGACAACCCGAUAAAAGUAAAUUUCUUCGUCAAGCGGUUGAAGAAGUUGCGCAAGAAGGAGCGAAAACUGCGCAAAGCGCGCCGCAAGGCCGAACAGGUGGCCUGGUGGUGGCUCAAUGAGAGCUAACUUAGCUUUAGCGUCACCUUAGAGUUACACCGAAAUUUGUUGUGCCUUUUGAUACCAUUAAGUAAAUUAUACCCGUUGAGCUGGGGAACCGCAAAAGCCUGCUGCGGUGGUUGUGACGUUUUAGGUUGCCAUAAUGGCGCCGACAUUUUGACAGCUCGAUUAUGGCGUGCGUGCCAUAAAAGCUCUCUCUAUUUUUAUCGAAUUCAACCGGCAAUACUAGAACUUCAUUUUUCACCCGUGUUGUCGCUAGCAUUUUUAGCUGUCAAGUUCACCUUACUUCUCUAGACUUAACUUAUCUAGUAACGUAAACAGAAACAAAAAAAACGGAAAUAAGGCCACACAUUUCCGGCGCAGUUUUCUCUCGCUCUACUCGCAACCAAAAAACCAAAACACAAAAUCGCCUACUAUUCGUGCACAUGCAGGCAGAGAAGUUCACCAAAACAAACAAACAAAAAGCUACUACUUUUUAGAAAUAGGCCAAAUUUUUAUAGCAGUAUUUAAGUAUCGCAAAU